Hibiscus syriacus is the source of this 2038-nucleotide messenger RNA. Its product is annotated as probable Ufm1-specific protease. NCBI's taxonomy places the organism in Eukaryota, Viridiplantae, Streptophyta, Magnoliopsida, Malvales, Malvaceae. The record is from RefSeq and is a predicted model, not a curated record. The transcript is spliced from 13 exons. The coding region runs from base 1 to 1929 and encodes 642 amino acids.
AUGGAGAAGAACAAUAGAAGCAUACGAAUCGAGUGCCCUAAGCUGUUGAUCACCCGAAACGAAUCGGAUCUCCAAUGGCUAAUCGGAUCCCCAUUUUUCCAUCCGCUGACUAUCAUCUCUACCUUCAGAUGCAUCCAUUUCGGUUCCUCCGGCCCGGAUUUCUUCAAGGAAUCAGAAGAAAUCAGGACACUACUCUUGAAAGGCUUCGAUGUAAUUGGAGCGUUAAUCGUUGGGAAAUCCGAUCUCCAGAAGACAGCGGCUAGAGCUGUUGAAGCUGCUCGGACUUUGAGAAAAGUUUUAUCUGGAAGGACAAAUUUGGAAAAUGAAGAGAUGAUCGGCUCCGUUGCUGAUCCGGAUACAGGGGAUAUUCGUUUCUUUGUAUCGGAGAAUGAGAGUUCGGCUAGCCUUGACUUGGUUAAUUCUGUUUUGUACGAUGCUAAUCCUGAGAAAUUCUUGUGGGAAAGUGGUUGUUUACUACUCUGUCAGCUUCCAAUUAAGUUGCCCGUCUGUUUUCCUGUAAACAAUCCAUCUGAUGUGGAGAGUAUCUUCUUGAGUGCAAUUGAAGUAGUCAUUGCUAAGUUUGAAGAUCCAAAUGUUGUGUAUAUGGUGGAAGCAUCCAAUAAAGCCUCUUUAGAUGCGGUUCAACCUAUCAUUCUUCGUGGCGCAGAUUUGGAUUUUGACACAACUGCCCCAAACUUUGAGCUGUUGGAUGAAGCUUCUCAGAGUUCUGAGCAAAACCUUUUACCAUGUGCACACUUUUGUUUGAAAAGUAAAUCCUUGUUUUCUGCUGAGGCUGCAGAUAUACUCCAAGUAAGUGUUAUGCUUAAUAGAUCAGAAAAGUCUCCAAAAUGCAGUGCACCUACUGUGGAAUAUAUCCCAGCUAUGGAAGAAACUAGACUUUUGAUUGUGGAUUUCAAGCUAGAGGUACUCUGUUAUGCACUCCAGGGCUUCCCAUUGAUGCAUGCCAUUUCAAAAUUAAUCAUCCCUGGGUUAAUUGACCAGUUAAUUUCUAUGAAGCAAAUGGCCUUGCCUAAUUUGUUAACGCAACAUCCAGAGCUACAUCCAUAUCAUUUUAGUCCGCCUGGGAUAGCGCAUCCAAUAACCGUUAUCUAUGAACUUAAUUACGGGGAGACUGAAAUGAAGCAAGUUGAUGCUAGAAGAUCCCUACAUCUGAGGCUGGGGUUGCCAUUGGAUCGUCCUCUCCUAAGAAUUGCCAAUUCGCUGGACAUGUCCAUAAAAGACCGCUCAAGUAGGAGUUCAACAAGAAAAGGCUCUUCUUUGCUUAAAGAUGUGCAUAUUGGGAUUCCAAGGAGUGGGGUAUCAGGAGGCAAUGUCUCUCUAGUUCAAGGUUCUUAUGAGUACUAUCAUUAUCUUCAAGAUGGCUUUGAUGAUUCAGGAUGGGGUUGCGCUUACCGCUCACUUCAGACUAUCAUUUCCUGGUUCAGACUCCAACAUUAUUCAUCCGUAGAUGUUCCUUCACACAGGGAAAUACAACAGUCGCUUGUAGACAUUGGUGACAAGGAUCCUGCUUUCAUUGGGUCGCAUGAAUGGAUUGGUGCAAUUGAAUUGAGCUUUGUCUUGGAUAAACUUCUGGGUGUUAGCUGCAAAGUCAUGAACGUUAGGUCGGGAUCUGAGCUUCCUGAAAGAUGUCGAGAACUGGCAUUACAUUUCGAAACUCAAGGAACACCGAUUAUGAUUGGUGGUGGUGUUCUUGCAUACACCCUUCUCGGAGUCGAUUACAAUGAAGCAACCGGAGAGUGUGCAUUUCUAAUAUUAGACCCCCACUAUACCGGAAGUGAUGAUGUGAAGAAGAUCGUAAAUGGGGGAUGGUGUGGAUGGAAAAAAUCUGUGGACAGCAAGGGAAAGAGCUUCUUUUUGCAGGAUAAGUUCUACAAUCUUCUACUUCCACAAAGGCCUAACAUGGUUUAGUUUUCUGAUUUAUUUUUAGAAGUUGUCAAUUAGCAUUUAGAUGCAUGCAAAGGGACCAUAAAUUUUCAACACUAGGAAUUUUGCAAUGUUCGUUGCCAUUUCUCUGUUC